Molecule: messenger RNA, 1449 nt
Organism: Echinops telfairi (small Madagascar hedgehog)
Lineage: Eukaryota; Metazoa; Chordata; Mammalia; Afrosoricida; Tenrecidae
Gene: SAMD13
Product: sterile alpha motif domain containing 13
Exons: 4
Coding region: 46-492 (148 amino acids)
Molecular function (GO): protein binding
Source: RefSeq, a predicted model, not a curated record
UUUCUUUUACUUUCCACCAAAAUAAGAAUAAGCUCAUACAGUGUGAUGUUGCAGAGUCUCACUGUGCUUUUGGUUUUGUUUUUGCUGAGAUGCUUAGAAAAUGUUGCGGAAGUAGAGGAACCCUGCAGCCUUCCCAUGCUAUCUGUUGACAUGGAAAACAAGGAAAAUGGCUCUGUCGGUGUAAAAAAUUCCGUGGAGAAUGGAAGGCCACCCGAUCCUGCAGACUGGGCUGUGAUGGAUGUCGUCAACUAUUUCCGAACAGUGGGAUUUGAGGAGCAAGCUAGAGCUUUUCAAGAACAGGAAAUUGAUGGAAAAUCCCUGCUAUUGAUGACAAGGAAUGAUGUGUUGACAGGACUUCAGUUAAAAUUGGGGCCUGCCUUGAAAAUCUAUGAGUAUCAUGUAAAACCUCUGCAGACAAAGCAUUUAAAGAACAGCUCUUCACAGCGGUGUCAAAUUGAGGUCGUAGGCCUCAAAAAUAAAAUAAACAUGUAAUUUAGUUUCAUGUGAUGGAACUUUGUAAGCAGAAUACAUACAGGUGUAUAUGUAAGAAUUUCAAUGCAAAUGAUGUUAUCCUAUUGGAUAGACUAGGCAAUCCACCUGCUGCCUGGCACUCAGCUCAGGAGCGAGGACACAAUGUGGAUCGAAUGGCGUAUUCCUGUGGAGUCUGUCAAAGAGAAUGAACUUUGACAUGAUUAGGCAUCUCCCCAACAAAGCCUUUGAAAUCAGAAUGGUUACUACCUUCCUGGGUUGCUUAUACAAAAUCCUUCUUAAAAAAUUAAUAAAAUGGAUAUUUUUUUGGUUGUAGACUUAAGAUAAAAACCCAGAAAACUUGGGGAGGGGGGAAAAGAGAAAGGAACUGUGUGUCCUCCCCAAAUUCCUCUGCUCCUUUGAGCCCGUGUUCCUUAAAUGGAAUUGCCCACACCCUCUUUUUAUCGAGGGUCCUCCACUUGACCUUAUUUAGGGUUCAUUGGGAUAUGCUGUGAUGUUUGAAGCGAACACCCUUCAGAAGCAGAACCAUGGCUCUGAAAAGAGAACCCUCUUUGGGGGUACUGGGGACACCCAUCCACAUUCAUCAGCUAGCUGUCACGGGGCGGGUCAUGGUAUUUUCUGCAUAGAUUUGCUUUUCAAUUGGUCCUUUGCUUCUGAAGAAAGCAUUUUUCACCCUAUGAUCUGUGUUUAUAAUAAUUUGCUUCUGAAGAAAGUUGCCAACUGUUACACUUCAAAAAGCCUUGUUCCUAAUACAGAAUAUUUUUAUAUAUAUACAUAUCUUCAUGAUGGUGUAAUAUUUUUUUAAAUUGUUCAGAUACUUUGCUUGAGUGUUUGUUUAUAUAAGAACUUGAAAAAGUGGACCAUCUACAUCUCUGUUUAAAGAGACAUUUCUUCGAUCUGUGUGUCAAUGCCUUGUUGAAUUGGUGCUUUGUGGUUGCAAUAAAGCAUUGCUUCAAUUUA